Molecule: messenger RNA, 2586 nt
Organism: Penaeus indicus
Lineage: Eukaryota; Metazoa; Arthropoda; Malacostraca; Decapoda; Penaeidae
Product: potential E3 ubiquitin-protein ligase ariadne-2-like
Exons: 5
Biological process (GO): protein polyubiquitination; ubiquitin-dependent protein catabolic process; positive regulation of proteasomal ubiquitin-dependent protein catabolic process
Cellular component (GO): cytoplasm; ubiquitin ligase complex
Molecular function (GO): ubiquitin conjugating enzyme binding; zinc ion binding; ubiquitin protein ligase activity
Source: RefSeq, a predicted model, not a curated record
AGGGUGAGUCAAAAGUGCCAAGUCCUGGCUCCUGAGGACUUUGUUCUUCCACUAUUAACCCGUCCACGGCUCAAAGAAAAGUAUCAACAGUAUGCAUUUGCUGAUUACGUGCGCAGUCACCCACAGUUGCGCUUCUGCCCUGGACCUAACUGUAAUAUUGUAGUGCAAGCCAAGGAGAGCCGGGCAAAGCGCGUGAAGUGUACGUCCUGCAAGACUCAGUUUUGUUAUAAAUGUGGAUCAGACUAUCAUGCCCCAACAGACUGUGAAACCAUCAAGAAAUGGUUGACCAAAUGUGCCGAUGAUAGUGAAACGGCAAAUUACAUCAGUGCACAUACCAAAGAUUGCCCCAAGUGCCACAUCUGUAUUGAAAAGAAUGGUGGAUGCAACCACAUGCAGUGCUAUAAUUGCAAGCAUGACUUCUGCUGGAUGUGUUUAGGCUGCUGGAAAGCACAUGGUUCAGAAUAUUAUGAAUGUUCUCGCUACAAGGAGAACCCCAACAUUGCCCAUGAGUCUGCUCAUGCCCAAGCCAGGGAAGCCCUUAAGAAGUACCUCCAUUACUAUGAGAGGUGGGAAAAUCAUAGUAAAUCCUUAAAGCUUGAGGAAGAGACUUUAGCGAAAAUUCGUGAAAGGAUUCAGAACAAGGUGAUGGCAGGCACGGGUACUUGGAUUGAUUGGCAGUACCUUCUAGAUGCCGCAGCUCUUCUUGCGAGAUGUCGAUAUACCCUCCAGAACACGUAUCCCUUUGCCUAUUAUCUUGAGUCUGGACCCAGGAAAGAUCUGUUUGAAUACCAGCAAGCUCAACUAGAAGCGGAGAUCGAAAACCUCUCCUGGAAGAUCGAACGAGCAGAGAUGACCGACCGAGGUGACUUGGAGAACCAGAUGGACAUCGUGGAGAAACGAAGAACUACCCUCCUCACUGACUUCCUACAAGUAUGAUGUGGGCUGCCCAGAUAGCUAGCAGUCUUUCUCUCCUGUGGCUCCCAAUUGCAGAAAUACUUCCAGUUUGCAUACUAGACUUGUUGCACUGAGGUUUUGGAGUACUUCGAUGGUAUCAUUGAUGGUCUCCCGUCCCUGAGAGUACAUGAAUUGGUCAAGCGAUUUCUGCGUAUCUGUAUCUCAUUAGUCCUUAAUAAUUUUGAAGCUUUAGUCGGAGUGGAUGUUUGUGUUAAGCCUGGUAUUUAUGUUUGUGACAAUGUACAUAUUUUUUUAGGUAAAGUCACGAAAUAUGGUACAUAGUAAGAGUAGUGAAUGGAUGCUGAAUGCCUUGUAGCUGGAUAGAAGUGAUACCUGCCAAUUUGCUCUUAAAAUGUUUUGCCUUUCUUAAAGUAUAUUUUUUCCAACUGUUUGCAAAUGCUUUCAACCUCAUCUGGACAGUGAAUAUAUAUUUAACAUGAGAUAGAAAAUAUAGUAAUAUAAUUGGCUUAAUUUGAUAAUAAUGAAGAGAACUUUAUCUCCUUAACAUAUUGAAAAUAUUUUUUUUUUCUUUGUUUGGCAGAUCUAUAUUUUUAAGUUAAUUGGCAUAGCAUCUUACAUUGUGAACCACUUUUAUUUUUUUAUUUUUAUUAGUUUCAAUAACCUUUUAAGGUACAUGGUGGUAUGGUUUAUCUGUAAUUGUUAGGGUUAUUUAUUUACCCCAAACAGGUAGACAAUCAUGAAUGUGCAAUUACAAAACAGAUCUAUCUACAGCCUUCUCAAUAAUGGGUAGCAGCCUGUGGAAAUACUGUUGGAAUUUACAUCUUCACACAGUCUAAUUUUACUGAUUUGUCCUUGGAAACUUGUUACGAUGGCCUAUGACUUUGCCUCCAUCAAAAGUUCUUCCCGCUGCUACAGAGACGAUUGAGAAGGCUGUACAUAAAUUAUCCUUUUUCUGUCAUACAUAAAAUUCUAAAUAGUAAUUUAUAUUUAUGUCCAUACAGACCAUUAUCUUCCCAUCAUUGAAACAAUGAACAAUCUGUACCACCAGACUGACUUAUUGUGUGCUUUUUGUGUGUUUAUUCCAAGAACAGUGAACAAAAAUGAAAGAACUUCAUGGUUUAAUUGCAAGUAUGAACAUCCCCAAUGGGGGUGAAAGUCUUGCAUAAUAUUUGUUAUUUUGAUGCUUUUCCUUGUCCUAACCCAUCCCUCAAACCCACAGAAUAUAUUUUAAUGGGGAAAAAGCUAUGAAACUUCAAAUUUAGAUGUAAGGUCAACAUAUGAGGAGAUGUUGAGGAAAACUUUUCAAUGCUGUAAGUACCAAAGGAUUUGAAUUUGAAGUGUAUUUACAUCACCGGUAUUUACAUUUAAUCAUAAAAUAAAGCUUGCAUACUCUUAGUGUUACAGCAUUAAUGUUUUUGGACAGGAAAUGAUUGUGUCUACAUACUGUUCAGAGUCUGUUGUAUUGUAUGACAAGUCUGCAAGUUUAUCUGCAAAUUAUGUCUAAAUGGAAUGCAAUGACUAAAUAAACUAUGACAAAAUUGCAAAUUUAUCUGCAGUUAUGUCUAAAUGGAAUGCAAUGACGAAAUAUAGGUAAAUUAUUAUUACCACUGUACAUUGCAGGGCAUUUCGUUUUCUACCACCAUUGUGAUAAUAAAUGGAAAUAUAUAAAAA